Aspergillus welwitschiae is the source of this 865-nucleotide messenger RNA. RefSeq lists its product as uncharacterized. Bases 169 to 393 code for a protein of 74 amino acids. NCBI's taxonomy places the organism in Eukaryota, Fungi, Ascomycota, Eurotiomycetes, Eurotiales, Aspergillaceae. The transcript has a single exon. The record is from RefSeq and is a predicted model, not a curated record.
CCCCAACCACCAGCAUCAGCAUCUCCCAGUUCAGCUCUUCCUCUCAUCGGAUUGGCUUAUCUCUGACGAUCUCGGCUAGUUUUCGCACCCACUUAGGUCGGGAUUCUGCAGAAUCCCAAGAGACUAAAGCAUGCCACCGAGUCAGUGGGGAGGACGUGAUUGCCUGUGAUGCUUCACUUCCUUAUUGAUCGGCUUUACCAUCCAGCCAGCUGGGUAUGCCUGACCACAACCGGUGUGUGUAACCUCACGUCAAUUCUUGCUUCUGUCAGUGCUGGCAAUCGACGCCACCAAACCAAGGGAUGUCAUUCUCAAUCUCUGGCAAUGGUGGAAAACCGAAGAGUGGAGAUCGGAUCAGCUCCUCGGGUACCGGGACGGGACCAGACAAUCGAGUAAACAAAUCCAUUGAUCUUCGUGUUCUCCUGCCUCUCGACCAAAUCUCCUUUCUUGUUAGUCACUGACCUCAUUGGCUCUCCUAGAAGAACGAUGCCCUCAGACAUUACACCGCCAGCCCCUUUUCAAGUUUUAACUUUUAUCACUUUACGAGUGUCCCGCUGACAAUUGGUCCACCGUGAGUGGCAUUCCUGCCGUCGCGUCAAGCAAGGAAGCUAGCUCACUCUGUUCCCCACGAACCAUGAUCUGUGCGGCGAUCGGCUCCUCGUAUGGGACGCCUGGACCACUGAAAUUGCGACGGUGGAGCUUCCAAGGGAGCGGCCAGCCAACUAUCGGAGGGAUCUUCGGCGAGAUUCAGCUCAGAUGAGAUUUGCAGCCACACACUUUCGUGCAGGACCAUUCAUAAUGGCGACCGCCUGAAUGGAGGUCGCACGGGCGAGGAGACAGGCUGCAGGGGCACACGUUCGCAUUGAGG